Vespa mandarinia (Asian giant hornet) is the source of this 1262-nucleotide messenger RNA. Its product is annotated as 23 kDa integral membrane protein. NCBI's taxonomy places the organism in Eukaryota, Metazoa, Arthropoda, Insecta, Hymenoptera, Vespidae. The record is from RefSeq and is a predicted model, not a curated record. Gene Ontology annotation, cellular component: plasma membrane.
GAUUUGUUAAAACUGAUCAGACUUUCGAACGAUCGAAAGACGCGCGCUUCUAGAAAACGUUUCUUUUGUGAUCGUGUCGCCCUCGCGAUAACGACGGUGAGUUCGGAUAAAGUUAACGGCGGCACAUGCAUAAGUAAUUCUCUCUCUCACUCUCUCUUUUUCUUUCCGCACGCGCGUAUUUACGUGUAUGUGUAUCGCGCGCGCGCGCGCGCGCGCUCAAUCUCGAUCUCUUUUCGUCUCUACCGCGCGUAUAUUUAUAAACGUGAAAUGGUGAAAUGGCACGAGCACUCGGCUGCUUGCGAUAUCUUCUAAUCGCCGGUACUAUCGUUCUUGGCAUAUCAGGAAUAAUAACAUCCGCCUUCGCAGGAUUUUUUUUAUAUCAAUUAAACGAAUAUGAACAACUCACUCCUGAAAAUGUUUAUGGUCCAUCCAUUGUUCUCUUGGUUUUGGGUAUCUUCACAUGUGCCGUUGGUUGGUUGUCCUGGCAUUUUCUCGAUUUUACGCAAAAGGGACAAUCAAUAUUAUUUGUUACAAGUUUGGUGAUUAUUUCCUUAUUCGAAAUGAGUGCCGGAAUAUGGACUGUUGUCAGACACGAACAAAUAGAUUUUCUUCCGGCUGCUCAUCUUGACAAAAUAUUUACAGAUGAAAAAAAUCAACCUUUAUGGGAGCACAUACAAACGAAGUUUCGUUGUUGCGGAAUAGACGGACCUAUCGAUUAUCGAGGAAUAAAUUCGGUUCCUUGGUCUUGUUGCGAUGUAACAUCAUCACUAAAGCCAAAUAACGAUAAAUCAGCUUGUACUUCUAUAUACGGCAGAGGUUGUCACCAUGUAAUGAUAAGUCGAACAAAAUCGAUUUUAUUACACGUGUUUCUACUUAGUCUCGGUAAAUUAGUAUUGGAGAUUUGUCUGAUAAUAUGUACAACCUGUUACAUGAAAGCUUCUACGAAUAGAAUAGAAAAAAGAAGGCAGGAUGCAUUGACUCGCAGAAUAUCCUCACAAGUGGUAUAUCAUCCGGAUAAUAAUAAAAAACUUUUGAAUCAGCCAUUGUCCGUAUCCAGAACCAAAUCCAUUGGAUAAUUUAAUUAUUCAAUCGAAUUUUUAUAAGUUCGAUCAUUUGGAACAUUCAAGUUGAAUCAUUUAAGAUUUUGUCAAUGCGAUUAGAUUUUCGACGAUAAGAUAUCAUGAAUAGAGUAUGAUUCAUUACGAUAUGUCCCGAUGACGAAAAUAAGUAAGGAGACAUUCGUGAAAUAAAACAUAAUUUUU